This is a messenger RNA of Nematolebias whitei (Rio pearlfish), 3804 nucleotides long. Its product is annotated as probable E3 ubiquitin-protein ligase HERC1. The record is from RefSeq and is a predicted model, not a curated record. NCBI's taxonomy places the organism in Eukaryota, Metazoa, Chordata, Actinopteri, Cyprinodontiformes, Rivulidae.
GGACUAAUGGAUCCAGAGUGAGGUGCCAUGGCUUUAAUGAUCCCCCCAGUGAAACUCAAAUGGCUGGAGCACCUGAACAGCUCGUGGAUCACGGAGGACAGCGAGUCCAUCGCCACACGGGAUGGCGUUUCAGUUCUCUACUCCAAGCUGUUGGCCAACAAAGAGGUGGUACUGCUCCCCCAGCAGGUGCUGUGUCUGAAGGGCCCCCAGCUUCCUGACUUUGAACGUGAGUCUCUCUCCAGCGAUGAACAGGAGCACUACUUAGAUGCUCUGCUCAGCAGCCAGCUGGCCUUGGCCAAGAUGGUCUGCUCAGAUUCCCCCUUUGCUGGCGCCCUGGGGAAACGUGUGCUGGUGCUCCAACGCAUCUUCUACGCUCUUUCCAACAAGUACCACGACAAGGGCAAGGUCAAGCAGCAGCAGCACUCUCCGGAGAAUAACUCGAGCUCGGCCGAUUUACACUCUGUUAGCGAGCGCCCGCGCUCCAGCACUGAUGCCCUCAUUGAAAUGGGUGUCCGCACUGGCCUCAGUCUUUUGUUUGCUCUGCUGCGCCAGAGCUGGAUGUUGCCCCCUCCACCUGGGCCCGGUGGAAGUUUUGGAGGCAACAUAAACUUAUGUAAUGAUGUCAUCCACACAGCUAUUGAUGUGGUGAGCUCCCUGCCUCCCCUCUCUCUGGCUAACGAGAGUAAGAUCCCUGCCAUGGGCCUGGACUGCCUGGCUCAGGUCACAACCUUCCUGAAAGGAAUCACCAUGCCGAAUUCUGGGGCGGACAUUUUAGGCCGCCGACUGGCCUCAGAGCUGCUGUUGGGGCUGGCGUCACAGCGAGGCUCCCUACGCUAUUUGUUGGAGUGGAUUGAGAUGGCUCUGGCUGCAUCUGCUGUGGUCAGUACCAUGGAGCAGAACCAGGCACUGCAGGGCCAUGAGGGGCUCAUCAGCUACGACUGUUUCAUAAACAUCCUCAUGCAGAUGAGGCGCUCUUUGGGCUCGUCAGCAGAUCGCAGCCAGUGGAGAGAGCCCACUCAAACUCCUGACGGCCUCUGCUCUGUGUACGAAGCAGCACUCUGUUUGUUUGAGGAAGUGUGUCGCAUGGCGUCGGACUACUCUCGUACCUGCGUCAGUCCGGACAGCAUUCAGACCGGGGAGGCACCUGUGGUGUCUGAAACCUGUGAGGUGUACGUGUGGGGCAGCAACAGCAGCCACCAGCUGGUGGAGGGCACCCAGGAAAAGAUUCUGCAGCCCAAGCUGGCUGCCAGCUUCGCCGAUGCACAAACAAUUGAGGCGGGUCAGUACUGCACCUUUGUGAUCUCUUCUGAUGGCUCUGUUCGAGCCUGUGGUAAAGGCAGCUAUGGCAGAUUAGGCCUCGGAGACUCCAACAACCAAUCUACACUAAAGAAACUGACCUUUGAACCCCACCGUGCCAUCAAGAAGGUGUCAUCAUCCAAGGGCUCUGAUGGCCACACACUGGCCUUUACAACGGAGGGGGAGGUGUUUAGCUGGGGUGACGGGGAUUAUGGCAAACUGGGCCAUGGAAACAGCUCCACACAGAAGUACCCUAAACUUAUCCAGGGGCCUCUGCAGGGGAAGGUGGUCGUGUGUGUGUCUGCUGGCUACAGACACAGCGCUGCAGUCAGUGAGGAUGGAGAGCUCUACACCUGGGGGGAAGGAGACUUUGGGAGGUUAGGACAUGGCGACAGCAACAGCCGCAACAUCCCAACUCUGGUCAAAGACAUCAGCAACGUUGGAGAGGUGUCUUGUGGCAGCUCUCACACUAUUGCGCUGUCCAAGGAUGGACGCACUGUUUGGUCCUUCGGAGGAGGGGACAAUGGAAAACUAGGACAUGGUGAUACUAAUCGAGUCUACAAACCAAAAGUGGUGGAAGCUCUGCAGGGAAUGUUCAUCAGGAAAGUGUGCGCAGGAAGCCAGUCGUCCCUGGCCUUAACCUCCACUGGACAGGUGUAUGCUUGGGGCUGUGGCGCCUGCCUGGGCUGCGGUUCGUCUGAAGCUACAGCACUGCGGCCCAAACUGAUCGAAGAGCUGGCUACGACCCGAGUAGUGGACAUUUCCAUUGGGGACAGUCACUGCCUGGCCCUGUCUCAUGACAAUGAAGUGUACGCAUGGGGCAACAACUCCAUGGGUCAGUGUGGACAAGGGAACUCCACAGGACCCAUCACCAAACCCAAGAAGGUGGUUGGCCUGGACGGUGUUGCUGUUCAGCAAAUCUCAGCGGGGACAUCCCACAGCCUGGCCUGGACUGCUCUGCCCAGAGACAGGCAGGUGGUGGCCUGGCAUCGGCCGUACUGUGUUGACCUUGAAGAAAGCACCUUUUCUCACCUGCGUUCCUUUCUUGAACGCUACUGUGAUGGCAUCAACAGUGAAAUUCCCCCCCUUCCCUUCCCAUCCUCCAGGGAGCAUCAUAACUUCCUUAAGCUAUGUCUUCGACUUUUAUCCAAUCAUCUGGCUCUGGCACUAGCUGGGGGCGUGGCCAUAAGUAUUUUGGGUCGACAGGCCAGGCCGCUGAGGAACUUGCUCUUCAGACUGAUGGACGCGUCAGUGCCUGAUGACAUCCAGGAGGCGGUGAUUGAGACUCUGUCCGUGGGAGCGACAAUGUUGCUGCCUCCACUAAGAGAAAGGAUGGAGCUGCUUCACUCUCUGCUUCCUCAGGGCCCCGACAGAUGGGAGAGUCUCUCCAAAGGACAGAGGAUGCAGCUGGACAUCAUCUUGACCAGUCUCCAGGAUCACACCCAUGUCGCCUCGCUCCUUGGCUACAGCUCUCCUGCUGAUGCACCGGAGCUCCCCUCCUCAGGCCCGACGUUUGCAGCUUAUCCCGACAACGUCUACAGCACCACGGGGGACCACCCUGACACCCACCUGGCUGAGAUCUUGAUGAAGACUCUGCUCAGGAACCUUGGCUUUUACACUGAUCAGGCUUUAGGAGAGCUGGAGAAGAACAGCGAUAAGCUUCAGCAGGGGACAUCGUCGUCCGACAGCAGCCAGCCUGCUCACCUCCACCAGCUGCUGUGCUCCCUCCAGAAACAGCUGCUGGCUUACUGCCACAUCGGUUCUAUCACUGAGAAUUCCAGCAGCGUGGCUCUGCUUCACAAACACCUGCAGCUGCUGCUGCCUCAUGCCACCGAUAUCUUCUUCCGCUCAGCUGCUCUGAUCAAGGAGAGCUGCAACGAAAGCAUCCGAGAGAAGCUGCAAGAUGUGAUGUACGUGUCGGCAGCAGGCAGUAUGCUUUGUCAGAUAAUCAUCUCGCUGCUGCUCCUUCCGGUGUCGGUGGUAAGGCCGCUGCUGAGCCAUCUGCUGGACCUGCUGCCUCCUCUGGACCGCCUGAACAGACUGCUGCCAGCUGCCUCCCCUCUGGAGGACCAGGAGCUCCAGUGGCCUCUUCAUGGCACUUCGGACUUUGCUGAGCCAGCCUCAGGAAUGUUGCUGCCGCAGCCCCUGCUCACCUGGGUGUGGCUCGUAGACCUGGAGAGGACUGUUGCCUUGCUGGUGGGCCGCUGCCUUGGGGGGAUGCUGCAGGGAGCUCCCACCUCUCUGGAGGAACGGGAUAGUUCUUACUGGCUCAAAACACCACUGUUCAGCAAUGGCCUGGAGAUGGACGUCCCGCAGCUUGACAUGUGCAUCAGCUUGUUGCUGGAGGCAGCACUGUCAGGAAACGAAGAGCAGAAGACUUUUGACUGCCCUCUGCCUCCUGACCUGAGUGUCCUCGUGGUGCUGGCUCUGGGUUCCUCUAAAGAACCUGCCAACAGCCUGUGGAUCAACAUGCAGGACUACGCCAUCAGCAAAGGUUUGCUUUACUAA